Trichoplusia ni (cabbage looper) is the source of this 3682-nucleotide messenger RNA. Its product is annotated as nodal modulator 3. The record is from RefSeq and is a predicted model, not a curated record. Gene Ontology annotation, cellular component: endoplasmic reticulum membrane. The annotation marks the transcript as partial. The transcript is spliced from 17 exons. Lineage: Eukaryota; Metazoa; Arthropoda; Insecta; Lepidoptera; Noctuidae. Gene Ontology annotation, molecular function: carbohydrate binding.
CCAGUAUAGACAACCUAUAUACUUAUAGUAAAACAUAGCGCAUUGCGCACUGAGCUACUGAAUUAUGAGUACUUAUCAUUUAUCCAUAAUCUGCCUAGCUAAUAAUAUAACGGUGAAGAUAACGAUAUAGUUUUAAAAUUGAAACAGAAAUCGACUCGAGUACCUUAGUAAUUUUGUUAUCAGUGAAAUAUACGUCACUUACUAUUGCGAUAAGCAAACGUCACGUCUUGUCUUUCAAAUUGUCAGUGGAUCAUUUUGUACAAAAAUGGCGGUGCUUGCUGACAUCAAUAGAAUAUUUUCAGUAUUAUUAUCAAUUAUAGUCAUUACGAGAUGUAAUGCAAAUGAUAUUCUAGGCUGUGGUGGUUUUGUUAAAAGUCAUGUCAGCUUGGAUUUUUCUAAAAUAGAAAUCGGCUUGUACACCAAAGGAGGUAGCCUAAAGGAAAAGACCGAAUGCGCACCUACUAAUGGAUAUUAUUUCCUGCCACUUUAUGAAAAAGGGGAAUACGUGUUAAAAGUCCACCCGCCGGCCGGAUGGAGCUUUGAGCCUUCCCAAGUUGAAUUGACAGUUGAUGGUACUACCGAUCAAUGUUCAUCUGGGCAAGAUAUUAACUUUGCCUUCAAUGGAUUUGGUAUUACGGGACAAGUUAUCACUGCGGGUCAGAAGCAGGGCCCCAGUGGUAUAUCUGUACAACUAGUCAAUGAUAAAGGGGAGGUGCGAAACACUUUGACCGCUGUUGGUGGAGACUUCCAUUUUACACCUGUUAUUCCUGGAAAAUACACUAUCAAAGCUUCCCAUCCAAGGUGGAAACUUGAACCAGCCCAGGCAGUGGUUCAGGUCAAAGAAGGUAACACUGCUUUGCCAUUUGGAGUGCUAGCAGUGAAGGGUUAUGAUGUCAGUGGCUCUAUCUCCUCAUUUGGUAGCCCUAUUGGGGGCAUGUAUGUGCUAUUGUACUCUAAAGAGGAAAGUCCAAAAUUCAGAGUUGAGGGCUGCAAAACAGCCUUGCUUCAAGGAGUGCCAGAUGCUCCUAUCUGUCACUCCAUUACUGAUGCUAAUGGAGAAUUUAGCUUUGGCUUGGUACCAGCUGGGGAGUAUAAGCUUUUCGCCCUGUCCACACCACCUGGCCAGGCCACCGUCACUUACAACGUUAGGCCAGAGUUUGUGCCCUUUACUGUGCGACAUGACAGCCUUUUCAUCAAGAAUGCUUUUGAGGUGACAGGGUUUACAGUAGUUGGUACUGUAGUAUCAUCUACUGGUGGUCCUGGUAUGGCUGGGGCUCGGGUGUUACUUGAUGGAGAGCCUAUUGGUAACACAGACGCUACUGGUAAAUUCACCUUACCUAAUCUGCAGCCAGCAACAUACACUUUAGGAUUCCAGCAUGAGCAAUGUGAGUUCGACGACAGCCAGCUGGUGGUGUCUGCGACGGGCCUCCUUGCGGCGCCGGUGGCGGUGGCGGCGCGCUGGCGCGUGUGCGGCGGCGUGACGCCGGGCGCGCGCCGCGCCGUGCUGCUGGAGGCGGCGGGGGCGGCGGGGGCGGCGCCGCGCCGCGCGCCCGCCGGGCCCGCCGGCCGCUGGUGCGUGUUCCUGCCGCCCGGCCUCUACACCGCGCGCGUGCACGUCACCGACCAGGAGCAGCGCGACGGCCUGCAAUACUACCCAUUGAGCCAGAAGGUCUCCGUGGGCCACUCGGAAGUAUCAGGUGUGACGUUCUCGCAGCUUAAAGGCACUCUGAGCGGGAGUGUGCGCUGCCAGCAGCCCUCCGCCUGCGCCAGCCUCACCGUCACGCUGCGCCCGCUCUCGCCUGAUGGCGGCUACGUCGGACAGCCCACCACUACGGUUGCCGUAGAUGGAAAAUACAAAUUCGAAGAAGUACUGCCGGGUAGUGUAGAGAUCUCAGUAGAAACUGACCCUCUGUGCUGGGCGGAGGCUCGCCACAACGUGGCUGUCACCCAGGAUCAUGCUACCGUGCCGACCUUUGAGCAGACUGGUUACGUCUUAAGGGUUCAUUCCACACACGAAGUUGAGGUGGAGUAUAAAAGCAAGAGCUCUGAAGGCGUAUUCUCGGUGCCGGCGGGUGCCAGCCAGCAGUGCGUGCCGGCGGCCGAGCUGUACACGCUGACGCCGCGCGGCUGCCACCGCUUCCAGCCCGACCAGGCCCACGCCGACACCUCCACGCUCGCGCCCACUACGGUGUACUUCGUGGCUGUAGCGCACGCGGUGGUGGUGAAGGUGACGUCCCCGGAGCCCGUGUCGGACCUGGUCCUGCACAUCAGUACUGACGGACACGCCGCCAAGGACGUGGGGCCGCUCGUGCCGCUGCAGCAGCCCGGCGGGGGCUACGUGUUCGAGCACACGCUCUACAUGGCUGAUGGCGAGGUGGCGCUGGUGUCGGCGUGGUCGGCGUCGCUGCUGCUGUCCCCGCGCGCGCCGCAGCAGCUGGCGGGCCGCGCGCGCUGCCAGCCGCACGCGCUCACGCUGCGCGCGCGGCCCGCGCUCACGCUGCGCGGCCGCCUGCUGCCGCCCGUGCCCGGCGCCACGCUCACGCUCUCCUCCGAUGACAUCAAACUAACGCAAGUGACUACUGAAGACGGCACGUAUCACUUCGGUCCGCUGGACGCGUCCAAACACUACAAGAUCACUGCCGAGAAAGAAUCGUACGUAUUCAGCGAGCCCGAUGACGACGGGAACAUCGUCGCGCACAAGCUGGCUGAGAUUACCGUCGAAUUGCUUGAUGAUGCUGAUGGAACGCCGCUGCAGGGCGCGCUGGUGUCGGUGAGCGGCGGCUCGUACCGUCGCAACGUGGGCAGCGGGGCGGACGGCCGCCUGCGGUUCGCGUCCCUGUCGCCGGCGCAGUACUACGUCAAGCCCAACAUGAAGGAGUACCGCUUCUCGCCGCCGCACCACAUCCUGACGCUUGCGGAGGGCAAGCACGAGCACGUGACGCUGCGCGGCGUGCGCGUGGCGUGGUCGUGCGUGGGCUCGCUGGUGUCGCUGGGCGGCGCGGGCUGGGCGCGCGCCCCGCUGCAGGCGCGCCCGCGCCCGCCCGCCGCCGCGCACUGCGCGCCCGAGGAGGCCACCACCGAGCUCAACGGCGCCUUCCGGAUUCGAGGUUUACUGCCUAACUGCGUUUACAAUCUUGAGUUGAAGGAGUCAUCUGUUCCCGAACUUGCUGGACUUAAAUUGGCUAAAGCACCUCCAACAAUAGAGAUAAAAGACAACAAAGACAUCGAGAACAUCCGGUUGAUCGCGAUUCAGCCGCAACAGAUCACGGACGUGAACGUGCUGGUGUACGCGGCCAACGUGGAGCACUACAAGACGCUGCGCCUGACGCUGGCGGCGGACAGCGGCGCGGGCCCGGCGCUGUUCGCGGGCCGCCUGGAGCCCGGCGCGCUGGCCGCCGGCCGCAACGCCGGCCUGCUGGCCGCGCUGCCGCGCCUGCCCGCCGACAACCAGACCUACGUGCUGCAGCUGCACUCCUCGCUGUCCCGCACCACGCACUCCUACCCCGACGAGGUGCACUACUUCGUGUCCGACGGACGGUUCAAGCAAUUCACUAUUGAGUUCAUACCUAAGGUGUUGUCGCACGAGCAGGAGGUGCGGCAGACGUCGCUGCUGGUGCUGCCGCUGCUGGCGCUGCUGCUGCUGGGCUGGCGGCGGCGCGCGCGCGUGUGGGCGGCGCUGGCG